GGGGAAUGGUCGUUGGACAGCGACAGCCAGCCAAAAGACAGCGAUAACCCAUCCAUCGACGUUCAGAUACUUUUUGCUCGACCUCUCACCUCUUGUCACCAUAGCUCUCCGUAAUCUUCCUCGUUCACACCCGCCACCAUGUCCUCCGCCGCCAUCUCCUCGAAACCCAAGCCCAAGCCCCUGCCCUUCGUCUACACCUUCAGUUUCGGAGCUUUCGCAGGAUGUACCGAGCUCAUGUUGCUCUUCCCUCUCGACACGGUCAAGACCCGGAUGCAACUCAACACGGGUAAAUCCCAGUUCGGGAUGAUUGGCAUGCUCAAGGAUAUCGUCGCCAAAGAGGGUGUCGGGAGGUUGUACAGGGGUAUCUUGGCACCGUUCGCCAUGGAGGCGCCGAAGAGGGCUACCAAGUUCGCCGCCAACGCCUUUUGGGGAGACGUCUUCACCAAGAAAUCUACCAUCCCCAUGACCCAGUCCAUCUCCAUCCUCACGGGUUGUGCGGCCGGAGCGACCGAAUCCUUCCUCGUCACCCCGUUCGAGCUCGUCAAGAUCCGAUUACAAGACAAGGCUUCCACGUUCACCGGACCCCUGGAUGUGAUCAAGAAGACGUUGGCUAGGUCGGGACCGUUGGGUCUGUAUGUCGGGAUGGAGGCCACCUUUUGGAGGCACGUCAGCUGGAACGGAGGGUAUUUCGGGAGCAUCUUCCAGAUCAGGUCGUUGUUGCCCAAAGCCGAGUCCAAGUCGGGCGAGCUCUUCAACAACUUCCUCUCAGGUUCAGUGGGAGGAGCUAUCGGAACCGUACUGAACACGCCUUUCGACGUGGUCAAAUCGCGUAUCCAGCUGCACGGGACUGGAGAGUGGGCUUUCCCCGCCCUUGUUCGAGUAGUAAAGGAAGAAGGCGUCGGCGCGCUAUACAAGGGUUUCACCCCGAAAGUACUCAGGUUGGCACCCGGUGGUGGAGUCUUGCUUUUGGUCGUCGAGGCUUUGACGACGAUCACGAGGAACCACCUUGGUCCUCCCUACGUCUAGGUCUAGCACUACCUAUCGACAAAAUUGGAGGUUUAGUAUAACAAGAACCAACACCUAGCAAAAAAGACGAAUUACCACUUGAACGCAUGUAGCGAAGAAGAACAAUUGAAAAAAGGGGCGGAUCAGGGAUUUGCGCCCGUGUGAUGGAGAGAAAGCAGCGAAGUCUGUGCUGUGCAUAUGCAGUCGAGUCGAGUCUACACUAUACUACUUUUCGGUUUGCAGAAGUGUCAUUAUCUUUGUCUUUGUCAUCCCUAGAUGUAGAUGGACGUGUAUCUCAUUGUUUAUGUUUUUUCCGAAAUCGCGACCGGUCCCGCUAGCUAUCCACCUCUAUCCACCUCUCAAUCUACUCGUUUAUUAAAGUAUCAU
Molecule: messenger RNA, 1392 nt
Organism: Filobasidium floriforme
Lineage: Eukaryota; Fungi; Basidiomycota; Tremellomycetes; Filobasidiales; Filobasidiaceae
Product: putative organic acid transporter
Exons: 8
Coding region: 139-1026 (295 amino acids)
Source: RefSeq, a predicted model, not a curated record